Messenger RNA from Clonostachys solani, 1380 nucleotides. NCBI's taxonomy places the organism in Eukaryota, Fungi, Ascomycota, Sordariomycetes, Hypocreales, Bionectriaceae. The record is from the annotation of a GenBank genome assembly.
AUGGUUAGAAACCUUGGUUUUGCGCUUUUGAGCGCUUCCACCGUGCUUGCCAGCAACCACCUCGCCCCUCGGAACGAGAGCGUGAGCCCUUAUUUUGGCGCAAUCAAAGAAUAUCUUGAUACCCUUAAAGAGGAUGUAUGGCCAAUUAAUCAGGAAAUUCACGAUAACCCCGAAUUGGGAUACGAAGAAGUACGAGCCCAUGAGCUUUUGACAACCUUUAUGGAGUCCCAGGAUGGUUGGGAGGUUACGAGAUCAGUCAAGAAUAUCAGCACCGCAUUCACUGCUGUCUUUACUGGCAAUGGCGAUGGACCAAUCAUUGGUUUCAAUUCGGAAUAUGGUAUGCACCUAUUGUGUACCUCUUUCAAGAAAGCUAGUGCUGAUCAGACAACGAUAGAUGCUCUCCCUGGACUGGGCCACGGAUGUGGCCAUAACCUAAUCGCUUCGGUUGGCAUCAGCGCCGCCCUUGCCACCGCAGAAAUCAUGCGACAGGAAAGUCUUCCUGGAAAGGUUGUUCUUUUUGGAACUCCAGCCGAGGAGAGUCUUGGAGGAAAAAUUAAGAUGCUCGAAGCUGGUGUCUUCUCGGAUCAAAAGAUCGAUAUGAGUCUCAUGGCUCACCCUUCCACGGGCAAUGCUCCUUAUGCAAACACAUUUGCUACUGAUCGCUUUGAAGUUGAGUACUAUGGGAAAGAGGCACAUGCUUCCGCUUCACCAUGGGAGGGCAUCAAUGCCGAGGAUGCCCUUGUCCUGGCCUACAAUGCCUUGAGCAUGCUUCGGCAGCAAACAACAAAGACUGAUCAGAUUCACGGGAUCAUCACAUCUGCUGGAUCGCGAAUUAACGUCAUCCCGUCGCUCUCACAGGCUAGUUUUCAAAUCCGGAGUAAAGACUCUUCAACCCUUGAGAAGUGGACAGAUCGGGUUAUGCAAUGUUUCGAAGCCGGAUCUAUCGGGACUGGAGCCGAGCUGAAUGUUACGAUCAGGCCUUACGGGUACGCCAACAUGAUUACCAACGACAUUCUUGCCGAGUCAUAUGCCAAGUGGUUUACUGGCCUUGGAGGAGAACUUCCAGACCUCGCCCUCGCCAAGAUUGCGGAUCCCGGUGGAAGCACGGAUCAGGGAGAUAUCAGCCACGAAUUCCCAAGCAUCCAUCCGAUGUUUGCCAUCACAACUGCCAACGGAUCAGUUCCUGAUGGGGGAACACACACGGCUGCAUUUGAGGUCGCAGCUGGGAGCAGGGCUGCGUUUGAGCUUGCUAUCCGGGCUGCCAACGGUCUUGCUGGUGUAGCAGUUGAUGUUUUGACUACAGAUGGAAUGUUGGAUGAAAUCAAGGAGGCUUUUGAAGGCAAAGAACGCAGACGAAGGAAACGAUCACUUGGGCAGUAG